GGAAAGGGAGAGAGAAUUAUCUGGAAGGUGACCAUGCUGUUCUGUAUAUCAGAAUCAACAAUGUAGCAGCAGCUGUUGUAAAAGAGGCCAGACUUCACCUUUUUCAAGCACAGGAGUGGCUAAAGCUGCAGGACAGCACUGAGGAUCAUAGCUGCGAAGAGAAACUAUCCAAAGCUCAGCUGAUAAUGCCUUUGAACAACACAGAGCAAAAUCUGACAGUCACCCAGAUUCCAUAUCCAGAAACGUGGUAUGUGUUUUAUGUAGACAAGUUUACCUGCAAGGAGAAUUAUGAAAAUUCUGAAUCCGAGGAUAUUCGGUAUGAAAUGAUGUUACUAAACCCAGAUGCAGAAGGGAAUCCUAUAGAUCACUUUAGCGCAGGGGAAUCGGGAUUACACGAAUUUUUUUUUCUGCUUGUCCUAGCAUACUUCAUAGUUGCUUGCAUAUGUGCUCAAUCACUGUGGCAAACUCUUAAGAAAGGUGGACCUAUGCAUACUGUCUUGAAGGUGCUGUCAACAGCAUUACUGUUUCAGGCUGGCUCAGCAUUUGCCAACUACCUGCAUUUCUCAAGUUACGCUAAAGAUGGAAUAGGGGCACCUUUUAUGGGAAGUCUGGCAGAAUUGUGUGACAUAGUCUGUCAGAUACAAAUGCUGUACCUGUUGCUGAGUUUGUGUAUGGGCUGGACAAUAGGCAGAAUGAAGAAAUCUCAAAGCAGACCCCUUCAGUGGGAUUCCACCCCAGCAUCCACGGGCAUUGCUGUGGUGGUAGUUGUAACCCAGAGUAUUUUACUAAUUUGGGAACAGUUUGAAGAUACUAAUCACCACAGCUACCAUUCACACCACAGUUUAGCAAGUGGACUUCUUAUUAGUCUAAGAGUUUUCCUAUCUCUCUCAUUGGCCUGUGGUCUUUACCAGAUCAUCACAGUGGAGAGAAGUACACUCAAAAGGGAGUUUUAUAUUACCUUUACCAAAGGCUGUAUUCUGUGGUUUUUGUGCCACCCAGGUCUUGCAACCAUUUCUAUGCUAUUUAGAGACUAUCAAAGAGAGAAGGUUAUUACCAUAGGUGUUAUCCUCUGCCAGUCUAUCUCUAUGGUUAUCCUCUACAGACUUUUUCUGUCUCAUAUUCUAUAUUGGGAAGUGUCUUCUCUGUCAUCUGUGACAUUGCCAUUGACCGUGGCAUCUGGACAUAAAAGUCGACAUUACUUCUGAGGAAUAUUUAGGAAAGAGUACCGUGAAAUAAUGACCCAAAUUCAGCUGCUUUCAUCAGGUGAAAACUGAAUCAUUAAGACAGAGCAUAUCACUGACAUUGGAUCUGAACAAGCUUCCAAAUUAGGUACAUUCCUGUACCAACAAAAAAAAGUAUAAAAAUAUUGGAUUUUUUUGUAUGACAACAAAAGAGAACAAACCUAAUGUUUCCCGUUCUGACACGGCAUUUUUACUCUCAAGAACUUCCUGAUUUUGUACCCAUAUUAAGAUUGAAGGCCCAAUAAAAUCCUUUAAAUGGCUACAAGCUCAAACAAGUCUGAAUUAGGCUGGUUCUGAUAGCAUAAUAUACUGAAUAAAAGUUAACUUUUUUUUAUUCUGUAAAGAAUAUGCAUUUUGUGUUAAGUGAAAAAGACUUGAAAAACAAGAUUGCUCCAGGAAACCAUUGUAAAAUGUUUACAGCUAACUUCAGUAAGAGAGAGCACUUUUGGGGAGGUGGAGGAGCACCAGUAUUGUUAACUUAAACAGUAUGUUAACUUAAGCAGUAAUGAGGUUUUGUCUAACACUUUUGAGAGGAAUGCUACUAAAAAUAUAACAGUCAAAAUGCUAUCUCAUUUAUUUUUGAGGCUUUACAGAGGUGGCAACACUAAAGUAAUAAACACAGCAGGCUUGGCUUUUUUAGGAAAGGAUGUGUGAUGUGGUACUAGAAUUUUAAUCCUGAUAUAAUUCAUUUCUCUUACACUGAGGGUUCAAUCAUAAUUAAGCCAUAUACACAGAUUAAAUUAACAGAAGCAUUUCAAAUAAAUGUUGGUUUCAGUCAUCAACUACUCAUGAAUUCCUGCCCAAGGAUACUUAAUCAGGAUUAAAUUUUCUAUGAAUAAUUGAAAAACAAAAUACUCACUGGAUUUGUUAUAAUCCAUGUUGGCACUGGGUUCUAAGUAGUUGCCAUCUUCUAUCCAUUAUAAUAAAGCCAUACAUCUUUGUGAUGCCCUAGCAUUCAGAAUGACAGUGUAAAUGUGUACUUUAUUGAAGUGCCUAUUUAUUAUGAGUUAAAUCAUUUUGACAAUUUAUUCUGUAUCAUGUGGACAUUCCUAUGUAGUCAUUGUUUGAAAUCUUCUUGUUUGUACUUGAUUUGGUAUAUGCCAAAUAGUUUAGGCCUUUUAUUGUCACAUUUUGUUUCUUCACCGCAUUUAUUUUAUUUACGAGUAAAUGUAUUCACAUUUUUAAAUGAAUUCAUAUUUGUAAUGUGUAUUUUUGUGAAAAUACGAAGUUAAUAGAUUUUAGUUUCAAUAUAUUGAUGAUUUUGUUCAUGUUUAUUUGAAACUAACCAUAUUCCCUUUUAAUGUAAAGAUAGUCAAGAGCAAAUAUUUCAUCUAAGGCAAAAUGGCAACAUGACAAAGUUACUCAUUAAAUCAUCUCCUUGCUUA
Molecule: messenger RNA, 2626 nt
Organism: Pelodiscus sinensis (Chinese soft-shelled turtle)
Lineage: Eukaryota; Metazoa; Chordata; Testudines; Trionychidae
Source: RefSeq, a predicted model, not a curated record